AUGCGUGGUCUUGUUAUUCUCAGCGCGGCCGUUGCCGUUGCUAACGCCGCUGCCGUCGAGAAGAGGCACUACCCUCUUCCCGGCCAGGAGGAGCCCGUUCCCUCCGUCCCGGAGCCCAAGCCUACCGAGCCCGCUCACGGAGCUUACCCUCCUCCCAGCAACCAGUACCCUCCCCCGGAGCCCAGCAAGCCCUCCGGCGAGUACCCUCCUCCCGGUCCUCCUGGCGGCGACAAGCCUCAUCCUCCUCCCGGUGGCGAGUACCCUCCUCCCGGUGGUGAUAAGCCUCACCCUCCUAAGCCUACCGAGCCCAGCGGUGAAUACCCUCCCCCUGGACCUCCCGGUGGUGAGCACCCUCCCAAGCCCACUGAGCCCGGACACGGCGGCGAGUACCCUCCCCCCGGACCUCCCGGUGGUGACAAGCCUCACCCUCCUAAGCCUACCGAGCCUAGUGGUGAAUACCCUCCUCCUGGACCUCCCGGAGGUGAGCACCCUCCUCCCGAGGAUACCACUGAGGUCCCUCCUCCUCACGAGACUCAGCCCACUGAGGUCUACCCUCCUCCUGGCGGCGUAACCACCGAGUACGCUCCUCCCAAGGAUACUACUACUCAGGUCUACCCUCCUCCCCAGGACACCACUGAGGUCCCUCCUCCCAAGGGUACUACCACCGAGUAUGCUCCUCCCAAGGACACCACCACUGAGGUUUACCCUCCACCUGAGGAGACCACCAGCGACUACACUCCUCCUGCUGAGUCUACCAGCGAGUACCCUCCUCCCGAGGAGACCACCACUGAGGGACACGAGGCUCCUUACCCUCCUCCUUCCGCUACCAAGCCCAGCCACACGAAGCCCAUCUACACCAAGCCUUCGUACACCAAGCCUGGUUACCCCGGAACCACUGAGAUGACUACCUCUACCAUCUACACCACCGGUGUGUACACCGUCACUAAGUGCCCUCCUGAGGUUACCGACUGCCCUGAGAAGCCUCAUGUCACCACUGAGACCAUCGUCGUCGGCACCACCGUCUGCCCCGUCACCGAGGAGCACCCCGACAAGCCCACCAAUGUCGAGACCAUGCCCAGCUACACCAAGCCUGCUCAACACGAGACCACUGAGAUGACCACCUCCACCAUCUACACCACUGAUGUCUACACUGUCACCAAGUGUCCUCCUGAGGUUACCGACUGCCCCGAGAAGCCUCACGUCACCACCAAGACUCACAUUGUUGGCACCACGGUCUGCCCUGUCACUGAGGAGCACCCCACCAAGCCCACCAACGUCGAGACCAUGCCCAGCUACACCAAGCCUGAGCAGAUGACCACCACUCACAUGACCACCUCAACCAUCUACACCACCAAGGUCACCACUGUCACUAAGUGCCCUCCUGAUGUUGUUGACUGCCCUGAGAAGCCUCACACCACCACCGAGACUCACGUUGUUGGCACCACCAUCUGCCCUGUGACUGAGACUCACUCUGUUGUCCAGCCCCCCAAGGAGACUCACCCUGUUGUUCAGCCUCCUCACCCUGGCAACGGCACCUGGACUCCUCCUAAGCCUCAGCCUCCUAAGGAGACAUACCCUGUCCCCGUUCCCGUUCCCAGCAAGCCUACUCAGCCUGAGCACCCUGGCAAGCCCGAGGAGCCUGAGAAGCCUCACCAGCCCGAGCAGCCCGAGCACCCUGAGCAGCCCCAGCCUCCCAAGGAGACCAAGCCUGUUCCUCAGCCUCCUAAGGAGACUCACCCUACCUACCCCACUCCUCCUCAGCCCGAGCAGCCCGAGAAGCCCGAGCAGCCUCAGCAACCCGAGAAGCCCCAAGAGCCUGAGCACCCUGCCCAGCCCGAGAAGCCCCAGGAGCCUGAGAAGCCUGAGUACCCCGCUCCUCCCGCUCCCACCAAGCCUGCCGAGACUGCUCCCGUUGUCCCUGCUCCUUCCAAGCCCGCUGAGACUUACCCUGCUCCUCCUGCUGCUACUCCCUCCGAGCCUGUUGAGGUUAUCAACUCUGCUGGACGUGUUGGCGGUAGCAUCUCGGCUGCUGUCUUCGCUGCUGGUAUUGUCGCUUUCUUCCUGUAA
Molecule: messenger RNA, 2067 nt
Organism: Fusarium coffeatum
Lineage: Eukaryota; Fungi; Ascomycota; Sordariomycetes; Hypocreales; Nectriaceae
Exons: 1
Coding region: 1-2067 (688 amino acids)
Source: RefSeq, a predicted model, not a curated record